CUGCAGCUUCAGACAGGAUGAAGGAGCAGCUCGUCAUCCUCGCCGUGGCUCCCCUGCAGUGUUAGUAAGGGCCGUCCCUCAGCUGUAGUCAGUGAUGUCAGACCGCAGGCUGGACUACAUCGAGCUGCUUCGACAGGAAGUGAGCAGGAAUCCUCACAGGCUGCUGGAUGUGGAGAAAGAGGAGGAGCAGGAGGAAGCCCCUCCACCCCGGAGGACCCUCCAAGCCCUCUGCUCUAUCCCCCGGAGGCUGGCCAUCUCUGCGGGGCUCGGGGGAACGCCGGUCACCCCCCAACUGAUUGAGAGCCUGAGGAGGAUUCUUCUGGGUGGAAACUUUCGUGUCUUCGACUACGAAUGGAGGAGAGCCUUCUUCCACUUCAGGGAACCAAACUCCGAGUUAGCGUACGCUCUGAAGGCUGAUGGGGGCGGGGCUCGGGCCAUUCAGAUGGUCGUCCAGGCUCGCAUCAUUAAGCACCUGCUGUUCGCCCGACAGAGCGACUCAGACGGACAAACGUUGCACAGUCUAACAGAGAUAGGACGGCGGGAGCAGGACAGGGCGUUGGCGGCCGCCCUGAGCGACAGCCUCUGGUUGGCCGGACAGGAGGCGAGCGCCACUGUCACCUUGGUAACCGAAGACUAUUGCAUCACAUCUCACCUGGACUACAAACUGGACACCUUCACAGAGAGGCUGCAGCUCUUCACGUUCAGCGAGAAGGACGCCAUCACCAGCUUCAUCCUCGACCACAUCCAGUGUUUUCAGGAGGAGGGCAGUCAUGGCGUCAUCCUGUUCCUCUACAGCCUCAUCUGCUCCCGUACCAUCGAGAGGCUGAGGCAGGACCUAGACUCUCCUACGUCAUACCUGCUGCACCUCAGCCCGGGCAGCUCUGUCUGUCGGCAGUCUCUGCUGAACCUGCUGCUGACCGGCAGAGCCAGUCCGCACCUCUUCAACGGGACGCGGCACUUCGGGCAGGACGGCCUACCUCUGCAGCGCCCCCUGCAGGGCGUCCUGUCUCGCAGCGAUGUAGGAUAUCUGCGCUGGAGUCGAGAGGAGAUGGAGCGCGGUGCGCUGCCGCAGGUGGGCAGCAUGCUGAAGACUCCCAGGUUCCCGGUGUGGGUUUGCAGCAUCAACAGCAGCUGCUCGGUCCUGUUCAGCGCCACCCGCUCGCUGCUGUCUGACUGGAGGGCGGAGCAUCUGUUCCAGCUGUACUACUACAGUGGGCAGAGCUCGCAGACAGCGACGGCCAGGCUGACAGUCGGUGAGCGUCACACGUCUGCAGGUCUAACCGGGAUCCGCUCGUGCUUCAUCCGCCAUCUAUUUCCUGUUUCCUGUACAGAUACUCACUCCCACCACUGGGAGGCGUCGUCCAGAGACAGAGAAGGAGAUCCAGAGAAACGGUUUCCCUCACUGGAGAUGACCAUCAGGACCAAGUGGGACGGAGCUGCGAUCGACUGGAACGGCGCCUCCCCCUUCUACUGAACAUCACCACAAACGCUGGUCUGCGGUCGUCACGGCGCUCCCGACUGUUUUUACCAUCACAGGAAACCAGAUGUUAAAAGUCCCGUUACAAACAGAAACCUCACGUCUUCAGUGACCACUGAUGAUUCAGACCUGAGGUGUUGGCGAGGUCACCUGUGGUCACUGACGAAUCAGCAAACACAGGCGAGCGUCUGGAGGUAAAAUGAAUCCAGACUCCGAUGUGUUUGCAUUCCCACGUUAUUCCCUGCUGUCCUCUGGACUCGUCUCUGACAUCAGCCAGGCCAGGUCAUCAGACCCUGACCACUUCCUGUUCUCGUCUCGGUGUUUCUGGGUGAAGUGAAGGCAGCUCUGUACUAGCGUCACGUCUGCCCAACGUUUAACCUUUGAACCAAACUGAUGUUUGUCCUUGAUGAUGUUUCAGUCUCAUGUCCUCAUCUUAAAUUAUUUGAUCUUCGUUUAGCUGAAAGUCUUCUGUUCCUUUGAAAUGUAACACAGAAAUAAA
Molecule: messenger RNA, 1976 nt
Organism: Pelmatolapia mariae (spotted tilapia)
Lineage: Eukaryota; Metazoa; Chordata; Actinopteri; Cichliformes; Cichlidae
Gene: mindy4b
Product: MINDY family member 4B
Exons: 10
Coding region: 95-1474 (459 amino acids)
Biological process (GO): protein K48-linked deubiquitination
Molecular function (GO): K48-linked deubiquitinase activity; cysteine-type deubiquitinase activity
Source: RefSeq, a predicted model, not a curated record